GCGUUGUUUUCGAACACAGAAGCGCCUAGUCUUGUUCCGAUACCUUCCAAUCUCUUUCGUUUCGAGUUUCGUUUCUGUCUCCCUUUCGAUGCUAUGUUUUACGAUAAUCCAAAGAUAACAUAUGAAAAUCCACCCCCACCCAGUGAUUAUGAGUCUGAAGAGGAUAUCUCUAUAUUUUUCUCCUUCCCAAGACCACAAUCUGUUACUGGAACUGGAUUUCCUAACAUAGACUAUACUCUUAUUCAUCCGAGUCUUCUUGGUAUUAAAAGUGAAGAGAAUAUAGAAAAUAUUGAAAAGGAAGUCAAUGAAAGUGGUCAAAAAGAUGCAGGCAAGGAAAACAGUGAAAAUAUAGAUGAGAAUUUGGAGCAUCGUCUUAGUAUUAAAAGAGAAGAAAAUAUAGAAAUUGAUGAAAACGAAGUUAAUGAAAUUGGUCAAGAAGAUGCAGUUAAGGAUGUCAGUGAAAAUAUAGAUGAAAAUUUGGAGCAUCGUUUUAGUAUUAAAAGAGAAGAAAAUGAAGUCAAUGAAAUUGGUCAAGAAGAUGCAGUUAAGGAUGUCAGUGAAAAUAUAGAUGAAAAUUUGGAGCAUCGUUUUAGUAUUAAAAGAGAAGAAAAUGAAGUCAAUGAAAUUGGUCAAGAAGAUGCAGUUAAGGAUGUCAGUGAAAAUAUAGAUGAGAAUUUGGAGCAUAUAGAAAUUGAUGAAAAUGAAGUCAAUGAAAUUGGUCAAAAAGAUGCAGUUAAGGAUGUCAGUGAAAAUAUAGAUGAGAAUUUGGAGCAACUUAAUGAAAUAUAUAAUUUAAAAUUAACCACCCCAGAUAAAGAAAAAACUAAUAGGAAGAAACAGAAAAAGAAAAAAUCCAAAGAGACAAAAAAUUCUAGAAAAGUGAAAGAUAAAUGGUCUGAUAUAUUACAGGAAGAAGAAAAUGCUUCAACUGGAAAGAAAAAGAGGAAAUGCCACAAGCGAAAGAAAUCAAAAAGAGUCAAAUCUACCUCUGACUCAGAUGAUGAAAGAAAUGUCAAUAACAUUGGCAUUGAAGUAAUUUCUGAAUCAUACCUAAAAGAAUUUGAAACUUCUGCAAAACAUUCAAAUCACAUCAAAUCAUCUAAACACUCAAAUUUCAAAUAUUCCAGACCUUGUGUAGUUUCAGAUAAUGAUCAUUCCAGUUAUUCAGAUGAACCUAUAAGAUCAGAUUCCUUUUUGAGAAAAUCUAAAGAGAGUAGAAGUGUAUAUUCAGAUGAUGAACACUCUUUAUCAGAUAGAUCCGAAACUUCCCAUAAAAAACGAUAUUUGAGAAGUCCUAAAAUCAAAGUGAAACAAGAAGUUUUCUCUGAUGAUGAUAACAGUUCUUAUUUUGAAAGAUUGUCAAGAAGGAGGUUUAGGAAUAGUGAUGAUUCCAAUGAUAGUGCCUCAUAUCACAGUAGAAGUCACAGAAAGAGAUAUUCUGAUGAUGAUGAACAUGAUAGAAUUUCUGAGUAUUAUAGCCUAAAAAGGGAAGUGAAACAAGACACUGUACUUGAAUCCGAGGAUUGCAAAGAUAGUGAAGAAUUUUCUGGAUCAUAUUAUUGUAAAAUUUGCAAACUGACUCUCAAUAGUGAAUCAACAUGGCAGAGCCAUAAACUUGGGAAAAGACAUGCAAAGGCAGAAAGGGCACAGGAAGUUCAUAAAGUGGUUAAAUCAUCUUUACUACCUUCCACAAGUACUUCUUUUCCUGAAGAAGGUAAUCGAUAUGAUAAACCUCCGCCUGGAAUGAAACGCAUUGAACUUAAGGAUGCUGUUUCAUCAAUAGAAAGGGCUUGUGAUGAUCUUCCAAAUAGACAACUAAUAGGCUUAAAACACGUAUGGGAGAUACGAGAAGAAGCAGAAACAUUUUAUUAUUGUAAUCUUUGUGAUGCCCCUUGUGCUGCAAGCUCAAUAGGGCUACAUGUGAUUGGAUUUAAACACAAAUUUCGAUGCUUGAAGGAGUAUUUUCCUGAUAUUUAUGACAGAUAUAAAUAUUCUCAUAAAAAGAGAGUUGAAGGAAUUAUGGAAGACAUUUUUUAUGAUUAUGCAGGUGAUUUCGGAAAAGAGAAAGUUCGUGUUUUUCAAGAUAUUCCUGUUAGUGACAUCAGAAGGUCCAGUACUUACCCAAGUGAUCAACCUGGUCCAAGCUGGCAGGUUGAUCCUUUUCCAGGGACAAAACAAGAAACAGUGGUGGUCAAAGAUGAAAAUGGAAAGUCCAUUGUUCCAUCUAAUCAAGAAUUUCUGGAUACAAGUUAUAGUGAUUUCUAUUGCACUGUUUGCGAUUCCCACAUGAAUAAUAUUGCCAUGUGGGAAGCUCAUGUCAGAGGAAAACGCCACUUGAAGAAUAUGAAAAAGGCUCCACAAGGAAUACCAGCCACUAGUAAAUAUGUCGAAGCUCCUAAGGGUACUAAAUCUUACCUGAGGAAAAAAAUCAAAGAAGAAUGUAAGGAUAUGAUAGUUGUUGGUUUGGACUAUAUCAGAGAAAAUCAAGGAAAAAACGGCAAUCAGUAUAACUGUUUUCUUUGUGGGGGAUGCUCUUCAGACAUAGAUAUUAUUCCUCACAUUCUUAGCUUGAAGCAUAAGGAGAAAUAUUUAGAAAAAAUGAAUAUUGAUGGAUAUAAAAAUGGUAUCAUGGAAAUAAACAGCCUUGACAUUAGAAGUUAUUUUAGGGAACGACUAAUAGAUGACUCAUGUCAGCAAACGGUGGCUGGAAAGGAAGAAAAGGGACCACAAAUCUAUUAUUUAAAAAGAGAUUUGUAGGAUUUGGUGCUCUGCAACAUCUGCUUCUUAUAAAUGACUCCAAGUUUUUUUAUAAAAAAAUAAUUAAAUGAAAUAAAAAAUUUUUUUGUAAUCCUUGUCUUGAAAAUAUAUUAUUUCAAUUAUGUUUCAUUGUGAUUUAGUGCUUUUGAUAAAUUAUGUGAAAUUUUUCUUUGUAUGAAGCAGAUGUUACAUUUUAUUUGUGCUGACUUUUUAUUUU
Messenger RNA from Argiope bruennichi, 2974 nucleotides. Its product is annotated as nuclear speckle splicing regulatory protein 1-like. Gene Ontology annotation, molecular function: zinc ion binding; double-stranded RNA binding; single-stranded RNA binding. The transcript has 20 exons. Bases 94 to 2757 code for a protein of 887 amino acids. Gene Ontology annotation, cellular component: precatalytic spliceosome. NCBI's taxonomy places the organism in Eukaryota, Metazoa, Arthropoda, Arachnida, Araneae, Araneidae. The record is from RefSeq and is a predicted model, not a curated record.